Molecule: messenger RNA, 1728 nt
Organism: Melampsora larici-populina 98AG31
Lineage: Eukaryota; Fungi; Basidiomycota; Pucciniomycetes; Pucciniales; Melampsoraceae
Exons: 6
Coding region: 1-1728 (575 amino acids)
Source: RefSeq, a predicted model, not a curated record
AUGGACCCACAUCACCUAAAUCAGUCUUCAAAUUUAAAUCAAAACCACACAACCUUCACCAAUCAGUUCGCCCAUCCGCUUCGUCAUAUGAAUCAAGUCUUUCCUGGCCAACAAUCACUGAACGCUACAUUUGAUCCUAUGCACUUCGAUCCUACUCAUGUUGGAGCAAACUCACAAACUGGGUUCACUGGGUUCGAUUCACCUCACUUCGAUCUACCUCAGUUUGAUCCGAAUCAAUCAGCACCAAACCAAAUUCCUCGCAUCCAUCAACCUCAACCACAAGGUGGACGUAUUUCAACCUUGUCGCGCCUUGAGAAUGAGGUGGAAUCAAACACCGAACAGCUCUCUGCAGCUUCAGCUUCGACCACUGCUCAAGACGCUAACAACUCAAAGAAAAAGAAUUGCAAAACCAAGAAAACUAAAGCUCCAGCUGUUGAUUCAACCCGUAUGAUCGUUGAUGAAUUCAUGUCCAAGGACGUCUUUACAGAAAUUGGAGGAAUUACUUUAGAUGGACAAACUCGAAGUCCUGAGGAACUCAUGGCUCAAAAGUCUUUGGGCCAGCUUCGUCAUUCUGCAGAAAAUGUAGGCAAAGGGAAUUUAUCAGAGGAGGAUGAGAUUCAUUUUAUGAAUUUUCACGAUAAUAUCACAAAGUCGAUGGCAAUCAACUGUCUUGCCAGAGGUGUCAAACUGUCCGCGGUUGAAACCUUCUUAGGCCACAAGAAGCCUUUCCGAGACUUGACUCGAUGGCACGGCUUUCAGCAAGCCCCUGAAAAUCGACAGAUCUGCCGUGAUUGUGAGUUCUGGGCUGAAAAUCAACUGAUCACAUGUCAAACACUCACACCUGUUGGUUCCUAUGUAGAUAAGGGUGUUAAAGAUGGUAAAGCCACUACAGCUCUCAAGCGAAAAUACGAUCAACUGACCGAGGAAGAGAAAGACACUUACAAGCCAAAAUCUAAGCUAGCGGUUAUCAUCGACGAGAUAGAAGCGUCGAACGUUGGUGGUACUGGUCAAGAAUCUUCUAACGGUGCUGGUGAUGGUCAAGAUUCUCGUAACAUUGGUAGUGCUGCUCAAGAAUCGACUUCAGCGGUUCGUUUCAAGUCUCGGUCUUUUGCUACGGAUUCAGAUAAAAUCAUCAAGUGGUUACGAGAAGCCAACAUACAGUUGCGUCGACUUUGUGCCACUUAUCAUCUUGAAGGUGUUAUCAUGGUGGUGUCCACGCAUGUCUCUCAUGGCUCUGUUCAGCUUUUCCGAGGAACUCAGGGUGCGAUCAACUGGCACGACGCCACCAAAGCAUUGAAACCGCAAGACAAUUGUUUGGCUAACCUGCAAGCGUAUGUCCUGGGUAGGAAGGUAGGUCUGGAGAGUCUGGUUGACAACAAACCAAAAACAGACAAAUCUCUAGCUAAAGCACAAUUAGGACAGAUGCUUUCUGAUUUUACCAACGGCAAACACACCCAAUGGCCUUGGAAAAACUGUGUAUCGACCCUGAAAAGUUGGGGCUAUGAGGUCUUGAUGUUGCCAGGCGCUGCUUCGGAUCUUAAUUGGAUCACCGGCCUAACAGGCAGUAAUGCGCUCACCAGUAUGAACGCACGACUCAUCCUCAAAGACUUGAAUGGUGACAUGAUCCAACUUAAGCGAAAUAUAGAAUCUGCUGUCCCAGCUUCCCUUGAUCCGAAUAAUCCUGCAGAUCAAGACAACUUUGAAGGAGAGAAUUCUAAUGACCUUUGA